UUACACAAAUAGUUGUCUCUAUGUUUUGUAAUGGAAAAUCAUUUGAUUUGUCGCUGAAAUGGGCACAUAGAUGAAAGUUUGAGAAAGAAACAACGAAUGUGGUUUGGUAUUGGUAGUUUGUUUUAUGAAUUAAAAACAAUGGUUAGUUGGGGAAUUUUCAAAUAAGAUUUUGGAAACCCUUUUGCCCUUUUUUUAUUUUGUGUGUGUGUGUAUAAAAAUCCAAAAAAGAGACGUAAAUUAAAAAGAUGACACAAGGCAAUGGGAACGACAUAUCCGAAGAAGCUGCGUUGAUUUGUCGUAACAAAAGUGAGACCGUAGAAGGGAUCUUCUGGUAGAAACGACAGGUGUUGGAUUGUCGUAAGCUAAUGGGCUUUGAUUGUGGGGCUUUACACUGUUCAUUUGUAAGCAAAUGGGCCAGGCUCUGAUUGCAACUUAUCUUCCUCCCUUUUUAUUUAAAACCUCACUCUUCCCCUCCCUAAAACACCAUUCCUUUUUUGCUCUUUCCAACUUUUUUAUUUGCUUUCUUUCAUUCAUGGCUUCCUCCAAAUUAGCCGAUGACGACCUUCAAAAUCUCGUCUUCAAAUUGCAAACUUUGCUCCCUCACCUCAAUCGUAAGCCCGACAACGACUCUGCGGUAUCGGUAUCCGCGACGGAUAUAUUGAAGGAGACGUGUGAUUAUAUAAAGAAAUUGCAGAGGGAGGUGGAUGAUUUAAGUGAGAGGCUAUGGAAGCAGCUGGAUUCAAUGGGUGUUGACUUAGAGAUGGUUAAAGAUCUUAUUCUUCUUAGUUAAACAAGAAAAAUGUUGGAAUGAGAUGAAGUUUCUUAGUCUCACUGUGUGUUGUAUUUUGAAACUGAUGAGUUUGGUCUCAUAGCAUUACCAACCGACAGGUGAGACAGAAAAGUGGUGGGAUUCUAUAAUCUAUAUUAAAUGUAUUUUUCUAUUUCUA
Benincasa hispida (wax gourd) is the source of this 947-nucleotide messenger RNA. RefSeq names its product transcription factor PRE5-like. NCBI's taxonomy places the organism in Eukaryota, Viridiplantae, Streptophyta, Magnoliopsida, Cucurbitales, Cucurbitaceae. Gene Ontology annotation, molecular function: protein dimerization activity. The record is from RefSeq and is a predicted model, not a curated record.